Vicia villosa (hairy vetch) is the source of this 2552-nucleotide messenger RNA. RefSeq names its product probable inactive receptor kinase At2g26730. Gene Ontology annotation, biological process: protein phosphorylation. The record is from RefSeq and is a predicted model, not a curated record. Gene Ontology annotation, molecular function: ATP binding; protein binding; protein kinase activity. The coding region runs from base 255 to 2207 and encodes 650 amino acids. The transcript has 2 exons. Lineage: Eukaryota; Viridiplantae; Streptophyta; Magnoliopsida; Fabales; Fabaceae.
AAACGUAAGGAGUUAGGACCAGUAAACAAGAGUAGUAGCAUCAGCUUUAUUUGGUUUUUCACUUUUGUGAGCCUCGUGAUACUAUUAUACUACUGUGUGUGUUUGUGUUGUAUUGUUGUACCUUCUCUCUUUUACAUUACAUAGCCUCUCUUUCUCUCACUCACACAAUUUCUAUCACUAUGGCUUUUCUCAGCUUAACCCAAACCACAUUCUUCACCGAUCUUCAUUAAUUUCAGUUCAACAACAAAGAAAUAAUGGCUUCGGUUAUUUUUAUUAUUCUUCAUUUAUUUCUGCAGCUGAGUUGUUGUUUUCGAGUUAGUAACUCGGAGCCGACUCAGGACAAGCAAGCUCUCCUUGCUUUUAUUUCACAAACACCACACUCUAACCGUGUUCAAUGGAACGCUUCGGAUUCCGUUUGUAACUGGGUCGGUGUUCAAUGCGACGCUUCAAGUUCCUAUGUUUAUUCACUCCGUUUACCCGCCGUUGGUCUUGUGGGUCGGGUCCCGUCAAACACAAUAGGAAGGCUAACGAAUCUGCGUAUUCUCAGUCUCCGGUCUAAUGGUCUCUCCGGCGAGAUCCCUUCCGAUUUCUCUAAUUUGACUUUUCUUCGUAGUGUAUAUCUUCAGAAGAAUAAAUUCUCCGGUGGGUUUCCGUCUAGUUUAACUCGGUUAACUCGUUUGACUCGCUUGGAUCUCUCUUCCAACAACUUUUCCGGCUCAAUUCCUUUCUCCAUCAACAACUUGACUCAUCUCAGUGGUUUGUUCUUGGAGAAUAACACGUUCUCCGGUAGUCUUCCGAGCAUUACUGCAAAUUUGAACGGCUUUGAUGUUUCUAAUAACAAUCUCAACGGUUCAAUCCCCAAGACGCUGUCGAAAUUCCCGGAAUCUUCUUUUGCCGGAAACAUUAAUCUCUGUGGUCCACCAUUGAAGUCGUGUAGCCCGUUUUUUCCAGCGCCGGCGCCGUCACCGGGUUUAAUUCCGCCGGUGAUUAAACCGGGGAAGAAAUCUAAGAAGCUUUCCACAGGCGCCAUUGUUGCAAUUGUAGUAGGUUCUGUUCUGUUCGUAGCGUUACUGCUUCUACUGUUACUAUGCUGUCUCCGGAAACGUCGCCGGCAACCAGCGAAACCACCAAAGCCAGUUGUUGCCGCGGCUCGUUCCGCGCCUGCAGAAGCCGGAACAUCGUCUUCCAAGGACGAUAUAACCGGUGGAUCAGCAGAAGAAGCGAGGAACAAAUUGGUGUUCUUUGACGGAGGAAUAUACAGUUUUGAUUUGGAGGAUUUGCUUAGGGCUUCUGCGGAGGUUUUGGGAAAGGGAAGCGUUGGGACUUCGUAUAAAGCGGUGUUGGAAGAAGGAACUACGGUGGUUGUUAAGAGGUUGAAAGAUGUUGUUGUUACAAAGAAAGAGUUUGAGAUGCAAAUGGAGAUUCUGGGUAAAAUUAAGCAUGAGAAUGUGGUUCCUCUUAGAGCUUUUUACUUCUCCAAAGAUGAGAAAUUGCUUGUGUAUGAUUACAUGCCCGCCGGUAGCUUAUCUGCUCUACUUCACGGAAGCAGAGGAUCUGGGCGAACACCGUUAGAUUGGGACAACCGAAUGAGAAUAGCCCUCGGAGCAUCAAGAGGACUAGCAUGCCUCCACGUGUCAGGCAAAGUAGUCCACGGCAACAUUAAAUCUUCCAACAUCCUCCUCCGAGGACCCGACAAUGACGCAGGCGUUUCGGACUUUGGUCUCAACCCGUUAUUCGGAAACGGAUCUCCAUCAAACCGGGUCGCUGGCUACCGGGCACCCGAAACCCUAGAAACCCGAAAAGUCACAUUCAAAUCCGAUGUAUACAGCUUCGGCGUUUUGCUGUUGGAGCUAUUAACAGGAAAAGCACCCAAUCAAGCUUCACUAGGUGAAGAAGGAAUCGAUCUACCAAGGUGGGUCCAAUCCGUUGUUCGCGAAGAAUGGACCGCAGAGGUUUUUGACGCUGAGUUGAUGAGGUUUCAUAAUAUCGAAGAAGAGAUGGUUCAGUUGUUGCAGAUAGCGAUGGCUUGUGUUUCUGUGGUGCCUGAUCAGAGACCAAGUAUGCAAGACGUGGUGCGCAUGAUUGAGGAUAUGAAUCGUGGGGAGACUGAUGAGGGUCUUCGUCAGUCGUCGGAUGAUCCUUCUAAAGGAUCCGAGGGUCAUACUCCACCUCAGACUAGGACUCCACCUAGAUCGCGCACACCGUAGUAAAACCUGUUAAAGAAAAAAAAAGUAAAGUAUUUGUUGAAUUAAAAUUAAAAUUAAAGAUCAUAAAAGAAAAAAGGACAAGACAAGGUGGUGGGUCACUCUUAUGCCUACUCUGCUCUGCUCUUUCCGGUGGUGGUCCAAUUAAUGUGUAUUUUAUUCCCUUAAAUGUAUUUUAUUUUAAUUUUUUAUUUUAUUUUAUUAGUUUUGAUGAUUUUUAUUUUUUACAGGGUGGAGAGUGUGAUAAUUGUUCAUGAAAGUGGGGUUUGGGGGUUAGUUGUUUUCCUUGUACCGAUUAAGAUUGACCAUUUAAUGAUUUUUAAUUGCUUUUUUCCUCAGUUUUUUUUU